AUGGCGGACCGAAUAACUCAACUGCAGGACUUGGUCAAUGAGUUAGCUAAUCACAUGUGUAACUCGAUAGGAGCAUUGCAAGCCCUUGCUCCUUCAUGCGACUUUAACUCAUCGUCUAAGCAAUUAGAAAGUGAACCGAAUUGCGCUUUGUUUGCCGCUAAUAUUGCUCACACCGCAAAGGACAUUGAAGUUCUCAUUGAUUCUUUACCAGUGGAAGACCCUGUGACAGGUGGCGUUGAAUGCGACGAAGAACUUUUGAAAAUGGAUGAGCAGCGACGCCGGGUUACAGAAGGCGAGGAGUUAAUAGAGCUAAUUCAGAAGAAGCUCUCGGAAAUAGCGCACAUCCAAAUGGAGUCACGACCGUCAAUGUGA
This is a messenger RNA of Enterobius vermicularis (human pinworm), 372 nucleotides long. Lineage: Eukaryota; Metazoa; Nematoda; Chromadorea; Rhabditida; Oxyuridae. The record is from the annotation of a GenBank genome assembly.